Messenger RNA from Colletotrichum higginsianum IMI 349063, 1368 nucleotides. Its product is annotated as L-amino acid oxidase. Gene Ontology annotation, biological process: amino acid catabolic process. Gene Ontology annotation, molecular function: polyamine oxidase activity; L-amino-acid oxidase activity. The transcript is spliced from 2 exons. The coding region runs from base 1 to 1368 and encodes 455 amino acids. NCBI's taxonomy places the organism in Eukaryota, Fungi, Ascomycota, Sordariomycetes, Glomerellales, Glomerellaceae. The record is from RefSeq and is a predicted model, not a curated record.
AUGCGUUUCCCGCCCAUGCCCUACAUGGACCGCAUCAUCGGCAACAAAUCAUGGAGUCUCAUCCCUUACAUCAACAAGCAGGUCUCCGAACGCGACCAGGUGGUCCAGAAGCACUACAUCUUCAAGACGGACAACACGUUGAGACGCUACAACGGCGUCACGUCCCUGCUCCAAGAACCUACCUCGGCGUCCCCCGACCGAUACGACGUGCCCGUCUUCGACUCGGCCUUUGAGACGCAGUCCGCAAGCACGGUCUGGGCGGACCAGGUCAAGUUCAUGACCGACGAGCUGACGGCGGACUUCACCUCCGGGUUCAACCUGCUCAUGGAGUACGACUCCGUGACGGUGCGGCAGUUCCUGCUGGACAAGGGCUUCACCAACACCGAGAUCGACUGGCUGGAGACCAUCAACGACGCCACCGGCCACUACGACAUGUACUCCAUGUCCCAGGCCGUGCUGGAGCAGUGGAUCUUUGACAGCGCCGACAUCAACAAGUGGACCCUCAUCAACGGCGGCAUGGACAUGCUGACCAAGGGCAUGAACCUCGUCGUCAAGAACAAGCCCGUCCUCCACAACAGGGUCACCGACAUCAAGAAGGGCCCCAGCGGCACGCUGAAGGUCGUCGUCAACGGCACCGAGGAGUACAGCUACGCCCACGUCAUCUCGACCGUCCCGCUGGGCGCCCUCCAGGUCAUCAACAUGACCGAGUUGGAUCUGAGCUACUUUGAGAACAAUGCCAUCCGCACCUUGAAGUGGGAGAACCUCACGACCGGCAACUUUCAGGGCGGCCAGUCCUUCACCGAUCUCCCCAUCCGCCGCUGCGUGUAUCCCUCCUACGGUGUCGACGUGCCGAACGCGCCCGGCUCCAUGAUCGCCAGCUACGUCUGGGGCCAGGACGCCUCGCGCCUGGGAUCGUACCUGAACCCGCACAACCCGACGACGCAGGCGCCCUACCAGCCCGAGAGCGCCGACGUCCUGAUCGACGUGAUGCUGAGGAACCUGGCGGAGCUCCACGGCGUGUCUCACGAGUUCGUCCUCUCGCAGUUCGAGACCUACCACGCGUACGACUGGUACGGCUCGGCCUACUCCAACGGCGCGUUCGCCAUCUUCGGGCCGGGCCAGUUCAGCAGCACCCUCCCCUGGCUGAUGCGGCCCGCGGCCAACGGCCACCUGCACUUCGGCGGAGAGGCGCUGAGCUCCGGGCACGCGUGGAUCAUUGGCGCUGUGAACAGCGCCUGGAGGACCGUGUUCGAGAUUCUGGACACCGAGGGGCUUGAGGACAAGAAGAAGGAGUUCAUCGACCAGUGGGGGGUCAUCGACGAGGUCGACAUGGGCUGGUACAACUGGUCGCCAGAGGGCGAACCUUGA